AUGAAUUCAUAACAUAAAUUUGUUUUUAGAGUAAAAUAUUCAUAUUUAUUAUAACUAGUUAAUCUUCAUUUAAUAUUUCCUCUAAAACAAAAUGUAAUAGACUUAAUAAAAUUGGUAAGGAAAACAAAUAAAUGCAGCAACAUUAGACAAUCCUAACAGAAACUAUAAAAUAGAAAGUGUCUUAGGAUCAGGCUCCUAAGGCUCAGUCUAUUUAGGCAAACAUAUUAUUAACAAUUUCUAACAAAAUAAUGUUGCAAUGAAAAUCCAAUCAUAUAUGAGUGAAUAAGAAAUUCAAUUUUUAAAGAGCUUAAUUCUCUAUCAAAAACAAUAUGAAGGCAACAAACAGAAUGCACAAAGUUAUAAUCCUUCAUAGAUAGUGAGAAUAUUUGACUUCUUUCAGUAUAAUGAAUUUUGGAUUUUAGUUAUGGAAUUAGGCACAUAAGACCUUUACAAAUUUAUUUAAUAGAAACAAUAGCUCCCAAUUUAAUAAUUAGGAUAGGUUCUAAAAUAAGUAACAUUUAUUUCAAAUUAAAAUAGAUUACAAAAUCUAUUGCAUUUUUACACGAUAACUAACUUAUACAUCGAGACAUUAAGCCAGAAAAUUACAUUUUAAUUGGGGAUGAAUAUAAAUUAAUUGAUUUUGGUUUGGUCACCACUCAGUUUAGAUAGAAAACUACUAAUGUUGGAACUGUGUUAUAUUAAGCUCCUGAACUUAUCACUAACUAAAAUAAUUACACAUAAACUAUUGAUAUAUGGUCCUUAGGUUGUUUAUUUUAUGAGAUACUUUCUGGAUAACCUUUGAUAUAAGGAAUAAAUUAAGACUAAGUCUAAAAAAUGAUUUUGGCUCAUAAACAAGAUUGUACUGCUAUCAAUCUAAGAAUAAAUUCAUUAAGUUGCAAUAAAGAGAUAAAAGAUAUGAUUGUUCGUAUGCUUGAUCCUAAUCCUGAAAAUCGAUUACAAUGUCAAUAAAUUAUGGAAAUAUUAGAUUCCAAAUUUUCCUUAUAGAAAUUUCCAAUAAUUAACAAUUUUCCACCACAAGUAAAUAUUCUGAAAGCCUAAAAUAAUUAACUCCCAAUCAUUCAAUACUAACAAAUACCUUAACAAUAACAAGGUAUUGUAAUGCAAUUUAAUCAAUAAAAUUAAUAAUCAAACUCACAAUCACUAGUGGAAAUAUAAAAAUAACUGGCAUAAUAGUAAACCUUAUUAGAAAGCAUAACAACUAAUUUUACUCUCCUUAGUGCAUUUUUAUAGGAUUCAAAAAAAAUGAUGAAUGAAGUUUAAAAAGAGUAAGGAUAAUAGAAAAUAGAAAUUAAUCAAAUAAAAAAUGGCUUAAAGGCUGAAAUUCAAAAUAUUUUAGUUGAAAAAUUAGAGCCUUAUUAAAAUAAUACCUGUUCUAAAUUAGAUAAAUUAUUCGAAGAACAAAAAACAAUAAUGAUUGAUUAAUAACAAUAGUUACUUGUUUAAAACAAAGAUAUCAUGACAUUAAUUUAAUAGUCUAUUACUAAUAAAUUAUAGGAUCAAGAGGAAUUUUAAAAAAUCCUAAAAGAAUCUUUUAAUAAUCAAGAAUAAUUAAAAUAACUAACUUAAGAAUCUUUCGAUAAGCAAGAAUAAUAAAUAACAAUAAUUAAAAAAUCUUUGGAGGAAAACUCUAAAGAACUAAAAGAAUUUUAUGAAAAAUUAAACAAUUAUUAUCAUUAAAUUUAAAAAGAAAAAUAAUAAAAUACAACCAAACUUCUACCAAAUAAGAAUCCAGAUAAUUUUUAACAGCAAUCUGAAAAAAUAAACUAAAAGAAUUCAAAUUAAUAAUAAAAUCAAAAUAAUCAACCACCUAUAUGCAAUAAUGAUCAAAAGAUUUAUGAUGGAUAGUUUUUAAAAAAUGCUUUAAUAACAAAAAAAAAAAAAAAGUCAAACGAGUAAUAAAGGUUGCUAACAGAUAAAAUCCAAUUAAUAAAAGUACAAUAUAACUCAUGA
Paramecium octaurelia is the source of this 1971-nucleotide messenger RNA. The record is from the annotation of a GenBank genome assembly. Lineage: Eukaryota; Ciliophora; Oligohymenophorea; Peniculida; Parameciidae.